AUGGCCAGUAACCAGGCCAGCCUGCAGGAUGAUCAGAGCAGGCACUGCAAGUUCUUAUCCUACAUGUUCUACCAGGCAGUGAGAGAUCACAAGCCUGUGUGGAUGCUGGAAGACAUGAGAACUAUGGAGUAUUUUUACUGGGAGGAAAAUGCCAGCCUACGAACCUACUCACCUUCAGAAGCACUUCUCUAUGCAGUGGUGCAUAAUCACCUGCCUUAUGCUCAGUAUUUGCUGUCUCAUUUUCCAGAGGAGGCUCUCAAGGUGCCUGGGGAACACUUCUGCUAUUGCCCAUCCUCUGCUCCUCACCUGGCCAUGGCGGUCACAUAUGACAGGAGAGAUAUCUUAGGACUGAUCAUCAAAAUUGCACACAAGCUCCCCAGCUUGAACUCCUAUAUCAAUAGGGCUGGCUGCUUUCAUCUGGAAGAUGGGAAAACACCCCUGCACCUUGCCUGUGAGCUGCUGAGGUCAGAGACUGUCCUCAUCCUCCUUGGGAACGGAGCCUCUCCCAGGAUAGAGGACAGUAAAGGACUGACCCCGCUGGACGUCAUCCUGGAGCAGAUGUGGGACUCCAAAGUCAAUGUUGCAUCAAAGAAGCUCUGCCUUGACUACCUCUUGCUCUUCAUGCCCAACCCACAGUUUAAGAUGCGGAAAGUUCUGCAGGAGCAUCCAGACCACUGGACAGCUUUGCUGGGAGAAGACAAAUUCAACAGCCUGGUGGGGAACACACCUGCUUCUUUAUAUCUGCAAGCUAUGCAAACUAUUCUCCAGACUCUUCCCCCUUCCCACUUCCCUAAAAGCAUCCAGGAACUACCUAUACCUCAGGCACUAAAGCCCUUACCAUCCUAUGGCAAAAAGCUACCAGCAAAAAAUGUGGUAAAUGUUUUUCCUUGA
Messenger RNA from Serinus canaria (Common canary), 891 nucleotides. RefSeq names its product ankyrin repeat domain-containing protein 9-like. Bases 1 to 891 code for a protein of 296 amino acids. The record is from RefSeq and is a predicted model, not a curated record. NCBI's taxonomy places the organism in Eukaryota, Metazoa, Chordata, Aves, Passeriformes, Fringillidae. The transcript has a single exon. Gene Ontology annotation, molecular function: protein binding.